AUGGCUUUUGAGAGAUUCCACAAAGUGUUAGGCAGUGUGAACUGCGUUGAGCCGGAAGUGGUGCUCUCAGCGGUGGUGGAAAAAGCAUGUGAAUGGUGUGUCGUGCCACCUGCUUCGCGAUGGGGAACGCCGAACAACGGGAAAUCAUUCAAGCUGAUGAUGAGAGCAGAUCGUCGAAUGGGUUUCAACUGGGGAACGCUUGCAACAGAUCGAUGGUGCUUCAAAAAUGGGCGAACUCGAAAAGCCGGUUAUCCUCUUCAUUCAACUGAUGAAAGAAAUGUCUCAUUGUCUUUGAACAACAAAGAGUUGAUUUUCUCUCCGAAAACCCCGACAACACCCAAUAAACCGCCGCCAUCGCCAAGAAUUCGAGGAAAAGUCACCGCAAAAGCUACUGUAAUGAUGGGGCAACGUUUGGAGCUACGUAAUGGAGCUGCGAAAGCCAACAAUCAGAAAAGAGAGAAUUGCAAAGGAAAUCCCCAAAAUCCUACUGAAAAACCGUCAACGCCUCUCCAAUUGACUCAAAAGGAUUUGAUGAGAGAAAUGGCUCUAGAGACACAACCGACAACGAGAAAACCGCCAAUAUCACCGAAAACUUUGAAACCGCCAUUGUCACCGAAAAGUGUCCUCCAGUCAAAAGUUUCCCAAAAAUCCGUCAAAUCCCACGUUCAAGCCUCUGUGCCAGCAAAGAGAAAAUUUCUCUCUCAUUACGAAGUGAAGAUCAAAUUGAAAAAGCCACUCAAUCAGUCAGGCUUAUCGAGGAGUCAAUCAUCAGUGGAAACGGGUGCAAUGUUGAGAAAAUCAGCGAGUCUCUCCUCGGCGGCUUAUCAACUUCGCCGAGAAAUCUCACAAGAAGAAGAGAAAAGAGACGAAUCGCCGUCAUUCUCGAUGAUUUCGACAAACGAAAAACCCUACAAUCCACCAAGAAUCUUCCGAGAUGAUCGAGGAAGGGAAAUUUUCAAAAAAGCCCCGUUAGUGAGAGCUCGCUCAGCCGUUUUACAUCGUUCUUUAUCGAGAUCUCACUCUGUAACUUUCAUCGUUCAAACGGCUCCUCGAUUAGACGGAUUGCCAGAAGAGACGAUUGUCAGAAUUGCGCAAAAUCUUUCUCCGUCCGAUCUCCGCUCUCUUUCCCAAACAAGUCGAUCGAUUCGGGAACAAAUCUUGAAAAAUCGACGACGUUGUGGAUUGACGGAAAUUCAUGAAAUUCAUUUCACUUAUCAAUGGGAUUUUGAUCACUACCCCUUACCGCCCUACGAGACGUGGAACGACGUGUUGCUCGACUCAAAGAAGAUGAUGAUUCAAAUCCACUCGACAAAUGAGGUUACCCCGACAAACUCGGCGCAAAUCUCGAGCGUCGAAGAUUUCGAGUUAUUCGCGCGAGUGGUCAUGCCCGGAUUGAAGCCGUCGAGGAUCAUUUUGAACGAUUUGAGCGAAGAGUUUUUGCUGAUUCUCGUACGCGGGAUCACGAGCGCAAACUGGCAAAAUAUCGAUCAUAUACAGGUGAAAGACACAUGGAAAACGAUGACCCCAUUGACGAGGACGAAAAUUCUCGCAGCGACGAGGAGUCGCCGGAUGAGCAUUCGGGCUGCUGACGAAAUCGUGAAUCGCCGCGAGUUCGACGUACCGAUGGCCGAUUGGAGCGUUCCAUCGUACGGAUCGCAUCAUUCGUACAGUGUUUUA
This is a messenger RNA of Mesorhabditis belari, 1677 nucleotides long. Lineage: Eukaryota; Metazoa; Nematoda; Chromadorea; Rhabditida; Rhabditidae. The record is from the annotation of a GenBank genome assembly.